Molecule: messenger RNA, 426 nt
Organism: Tetrahymena thermophila SB210
Lineage: Eukaryota; Ciliophora; Oligohymenophorea; Hymenostomatida; Tetrahymenidae
Product: 60S ribosomal protein L23
Exons: 4
Biological process (GO): translation
Cellular component (GO): ribosome; cytosolic large ribosomal subunit
Molecular function (GO): structural constituent of ribosome; large ribosomal subunit rRNA binding
Source: RefSeq, a predicted model, not a curated record
AUGGCUGCUGCUAGAGGUAGAGGUGGUUAAGUCGGUACCAAGGCUAAAGUUUCCUUGGGUCUUCCCGUCGGUGCUGUUAUGAACUGCGCUGAUAACUCCGGUGCUAAGAACUUAUAUACUAUUGCUUGUUUCGGUAUCAAGGGUCACUUGAGCAAGCUCCCCAGUGCUUCCAUUGGUGAUAUGAUUCUCUGCUCCGUCAAGAAGGGUUCCCCCAAGCUCAGAAAGAAAGUUCUCUAAGCUAUCGUCAUCAGACAAAGAAGACCCUGGAGAAGAAGAGAUGGUGUCUUCAUCUACUUCGAAGAUAAUGCUGGUGUUAUUGCUAACCCCAAGGGUGAAAUGAAGGGUUCCCAAAUCACUGGUCCCGUCGCCAAGGAAUGUGCUGACAUCUGGCCCAAGGUUGCUUCCAACGCUGGUUCCGUUGUUUGA